Molecule: messenger RNA, 4313 nt
Organism: Haplochromis burtoni (Burton's mouthbrooder)
Lineage: Eukaryota; Metazoa; Chordata; Actinopteri; Cichliformes; Cichlidae
Gene: ppargc1a
Product: peroxisome proliferator-activated receptor gamma, coactivator 1 alpha
Exons: 12
Coding region: 429-3428 (999 amino acids)
Biological process (GO): positive regulation of transcription by RNA polymerase II
Cellular component (GO): nucleus
Molecular function (GO): RNA binding; transcription factor binding
Source: RefSeq, a predicted model, not a curated record
GCUUCUUUCAUCUCUCUAGCCCUCUGGACUUUUUUUUCUCCCCUCUGGAACGAUGGACAACACUGGCACGAUGAUCUCCACAUAAGUCUGCACUCUCUCCCUCUCUCCCUCUCUCUCUCUCUCUCUCUCCUCCUCUUCCUUCCUCCUCCUCUGUUGCCGGUGCUGUUCGUGGCUUAGUGCGCGUCUGGACACGGUUGAGGAUGCGAGGGAUAUACGACACGGGAAUAUAUGACAAGUGGAGGGAAUGUGCGGAAUCUCCCUUUUCAGCCCAGUUAAAGAUGUAGUUGUUGUAACGCGUGCACGGGCUCGGGACCAUUGCUCUCCACGUAGGAUCCCUGUUUAGUCGGAGCAAGUGCUUGCAAGCUGGCGGAUAUCUUUCCAACCGCGGACUGUACGCGCUCCGGUGCCGAGAAGGUUUUCGUGCCGAAAUGACUGAAAUGUCUCAAAGUCAGUGUGCUGCCUUGGUUGGUGAAGACCAGCCCCUCUGCCCAGACUUACCUGAACUUGACCUCUCAGAGCUGGAUGUCAGUGACUUAGACGCAGACAGUUUCCUGGGCGGCCUCAAAUGGUACAGUGACCAAUCAGAGAUCAUUUCUGCUCAGUAUGGGAACGAAGCGUCCAAUCUUUUUGAGAAGAUAGAUGAAGAAAAUGAGGCCAACUUGCUGGCAGUGCUUACAGAGACCCUGGACAGCAUCCCGGUGGAUGAGGACGGAUUGCCUUCGUUUGAGGCCCUGGCAGAUGGGGACGUGACCAAUGCCAGUGACCAGAGCUGUCCCUCCUCUCCCGACGGCUCACCGCGCACCCCAGAGCCCGAGGAGCCUUCCCUGCUGAAGAAACUCCUUCUGGCACCCGCAAACUCCCAGCUCAGCUAUAAUCAAUACACAGGUGGCAAGGCACAGAACCAUGCAGCCAGCAGCAACCACCGGAUCAGACCACCACCUGCCGUCGUCAAGACGGAGAGCCCCUGGAACGGCAAAGCAAGAGGGGGCUCCAGCCAACAGAACCGCCCGGUGAGGCGGCCCUGCACCGAGCUGCUGAAAUACCUAACCGCCACCGAUGACAUCCUCCUCCACGCCAAAGCCAGCGAAGCCAAGAGCGCCUGGGGGGGUGCUAGUAGCAGGGACAAGAGUGGCAUGGGUCUCGGUGCCUCUUCUUCCUCCUCUUCACCGUCCUCGUCAUCCACCUCCUCGUUCUCCUCCCUCUCCUCCACCUCUUCCUCCUCUUCCUCUACCACCUCCAAGAAGAAGCCGGCUGUGCCGUCUCAUCAACAGCAGCAGCAGCAGCCGCCACAGCAGCAUCACCAGCGAGGUGAGAGCCGGGCUGGAGGCGAGUGUAGUAUGGCUGGUCUUGGGGCUGGGAAGUGGCAGCGUUGCGCUCACGAUGACGGGUUUGAGGAGUCGGAGGGUGCUACUAUCCCUGUUGGCCACAGAAGCUCCGCCUGCGGCCAUGCCCGCCCCAAACUGGAGCACAGGCCGCCCAGUGAAGAAGGAAGGCCGCCAGGCGAUGCGGGCCGCCUGGCCGCCGCUAGGUUUAUUAGUGACUACAAGGGAUCACCGUUUGAGAACAAAACCACUGAACGCACAUUAAGUGUGGAGAUUGCUGGAACCCCAGGUUUGACACCACCUACCACGCCCCCACACAAAGCCAGUCAAGAGAAUCCUUUCAAAGCAUCUCUCAAAACCAAGUUGUCUUCAUGUUCCUCCUCGGCCUUGGCAUGCAAAAGAGCCAGGCUGAGUGAGUUGGGCCCCGGCGCUCUGGCCCCGGCCCCAGGUGCCUCAGGCAGGGGCCCCACCAGGAAGGGUCCUGAACAGACUGAGCUUUACGCCCAACUGAGCAAAGCAACCACCACCCUCCCUUACUCCGUCACUCAACACGCAGUGGGGGGCGGCCUUGAGGAGUAUCGCAGCACCGGCAACACUAAGCGGGCAACGCCCCGUAACUACAGCGACCAUGACUAUUGCCAGGCAACAGCUGGUAAUAAGAAGGAUGGGGGCUCAGCCACUGUUACCACAACCACAGCUGUGAAAAUGACAUUCACCUCAGGUGCCACUGAUGCUCCAGUGCCUGCUGAAGGCAAAGUGGAGAGCAGGCAUGUGGAAUUUAAGGAUUCAGCCAUGCCACCGUCAUCUUCAUCAUUUCCUCCAUCAUCAGCUUCACCUGGUUUUUUGGCUAAACAGCAGAAUUUUGGGUCUGUGGAUGGAGAGGCGGGCCAGGUUCGGGGGUUAGGGGAGCACGCCCUCAGACAAACCGCUCAGAUCCCCUCACAAGAGGCCACUAUUGACAGGGACCAACACAAUCUUUGCGCCACCAGCCGAAAGCUCCUGUGCGACCAGGAAAUCCGAGCAGAACUUAACAAGCACUUUGGCUACCCUUUGCAAGCCCUCUACAGCCCGGGUAGCCAGGAGAAAGAAUCAAGCAGCAAAACGAACAAUGCUACAGCUCCUCAGUCCCUCGAGGGGGGAGAGAAUGACUGCUACCCCCAGAGGCUGCCUGCCUCCAGCUACCUUCACCCGGGGUUUCUGGCCUUUCACGACGAACUAGAGCUGGACGAGAGCCGUGAAAGUCGAUUCCUCUUUCCAUGGGAGGGCACCCCUCUGGAUCUACUCUUUGACUGUGCCCCCUGCUCUCCCUCUUCUUCCCCACCAUCCAGCUGCUCCCCUUCACGAGGCUCUGUCUCUCCACCUUCCUCCCUGCUCCUGUCACCCAGCAGACCUUCCGGCUGGGCCGGCAGCGGGUCCCGCUCUCGUUCCCGUUCCCAGUCUGGGUCCCGCAGCUCCUCUUCACGAUACCGCAGGCGCUCUCUCUCCAGCUCACCCGACAGACGCCCGUCCUCCUGGUCUCGUCACAGCACAGAUUUGAAUGCUUUUCGUUCCAGGAAUCACAAGAGCCCCCACCCCCAGCCUCGAUCUCCUCUGAGCCGCAGGCCAAGGUAUGACAGCUACGAGGAGUACCAGCACGAGAGGCUGAAGAGGGAGGAGUACCGCCGGGACUACGAGAAGCAGGAGUUCGAGAGGGCCGAGCAGCGAGAGAGACAAAGGCAGAAAGCUAUUGAGGAGAGACGAGUGGUGUACGUGGGGCGACUGAGGUCCGACUGCACCCGGACGGAGCUGAAGCGUCGCUUUGAACUCUUCGGUGAAAUAGAGGAAUGCGCAGUGAAUUUGAGGGACGAUGGGGACAAUUUUGGCUUCAUCACGUACCGCUACACUUGUGACGCCUUUGCCGCCCUUGAGAAUGGACACACCUUACGCAGGUCAAACGAGCCCCAGUUCGAGCUGUGCUUCGGCGGACAAAAGCAGUUCUGCAAAUCACAUUACACAGACUUGGACUCCCAUUCAGACGACUUCGAUCCAGCCUCCACAAAAAGCAAGUACGACUCCAUGGAUUUUGACAGUUUGCUGAGGGAGGCCCAGCACAGCCUGAGAAGGUAACCUGUUCAGUGGCACCUGCUGUCUGUCACAAAGAGGGACUUCUGAUACCUCACGGUGGUUUCUCGCUCCUUUGAUGACGAGACUACCAGAAGUUUUACACUCUGUCAAAGAGUAUAUAAGAAUAAGUCUAUAGACCUAUAUCAAUAUAAAUGAAUAUAUCAAAAAUAAAGUUUACAUGAACAUAGCUGCUGAAGAGCUGGGAAGAGACAUUGCGUUCUGGGAAGCCAGUGAACCCUCAGAAUCUGCACGGGUUUGGUGCACUCUACUGCUGAAAGAAGAAAAAGAACUUUAUUUUUUCUUUCUUUCUUUUUUGGUUUUCUUUCUUUUUUUGUUUUUUUGUUGUUGUUGUUGUUGCUCCAAGCACUACAAUACCCACAAUUCUUUUGGGGUGAGGAAGUGAAAACACGCAGCUUGUUUGGCCAGAUUUAUUUUUUUCUUGUUGUUGUUGUUGACCUUUUUUUUUUGUUUUCUUCUUUGUUUGUUUAUUCUUUCCUUUUUUUUUUUUCCCUUUUCAAUCUGGUGUUUGGAUCCGGUGUUACAUCGCAAACAAAGAGUUUGGUGAAAUUCUCAAGGUAACAUCAUUGUCUACAUUUAACGGAGAAUUGUAGCUGUGUAUUUACAAAUACUAUAAAAAAAAAAGGAAUAUUUUUAUUUUAUGUAAAUAUCAAAGUUCUUUAUUUGUUACAGCUAUGCACUGUAAAACGCAGCCUUUUUUAAAAAUGCGGAGAACAUUUCUUAAUUCAGAAUGUCGAUCUGUAGUGAUUACAAUACUGUAAAAACAUUAUUGUACACCUACAUGAUGUGUAGAAGACAUGACAUGAUUGUAGAAAAAAACAGAAGAAGAAGAAGAAAAAAAAAGAUGUGUCCGAAUGCUCAGUUUUGGGA